Molecule: messenger RNA, 4791 nt
Organism: Pungitius pungitius (ninespine stickleback)
Lineage: Eukaryota; Metazoa; Chordata; Actinopteri; Perciformes; Gasterosteidae
Gene: pomgnt1
Product: protein O-linked mannose N-acetylglucosaminyltransferase 1 (beta 1,2-)
Exons: 22
Coding region: 245-2206 (653 amino acids)
Biological process (GO): protein O-linked glycosylation via N-acetylgalactosamine
Cellular component (GO): Golgi membrane
Molecular function (GO): beta-1,3-galactosyl-O-glycosyl-glycoprotein beta-1,3-N-acetylglucosaminyltransferase activity
Source: RefSeq, a predicted model, not a curated record
AUUAAAGAAGAAGAGAAUAUUUGGUGACGUCAAUUGCUCUGCGACAAAAAAACACCUUGCAAGUAGCAUGUGUCAGCCGGUCAGGAUACUGAAACGAUAAUGCGGGGUUCACUAGCGACUAUAUGACCAUGUGACAACCAGGCGCGUCUUGGCGGUGUUGUGAAGCAGUGCAUGCCCCUGGGUCAGCAGGUGCAGGAGGCCAGGAAGGUCUGAGCUCUGUUGUCGGUGGCUAUCGGUGUCCGGGAUGGAGACCUGGACCCCCAAUCCCAGAGCUAAGCCGUUCAUCCCUCGCCAACAGCGAAGCCUGUACCUCACCUGGAAAUACAAACUAACCAACAAGAGGUCGAUUCGUCGGUUCUGUCAGGCUGGGGCUAUGCUGUUUCUGUUGAUAACUGUGAUAGUCAACAUUAAACUAAUCUUGGACACAAGAAGAGUAGCUGACGAAGAUGCAGCAGCUCAAGAAUAUGAGGACCCAAUACUCAACAUGGAAACCCCACGCAGGCCGGCCAAUGGACGCAAAGUAUUGGACAUCGAGGUGUACUCGAGCCGCUCUAAGGUCUACGUGGCGGUGGACGGCACCACAGUGUUGGAGGAUGAUAUGCGGGAGCAGGGCAGAGGCAUCCAUGUGAUAGUUCUCAACCAAGCAACUGGUCAUGUGAUGGCAAAGAGGAUAUUCGACACCUAUUCUCCCCACGAGGACGAUGCCAUGAUCCUCUUCCUCAACAUGGUGACCCGGGGCAGAGUCCUUAUCUUCACCAUAAAGGAUGAAGGCACCUUCCACCUGAAAGAUGCUGCCAAGAACCUUUUGAAGAGUUUCGGCAGCCAGGUGUCCCUCAACCUCAACUGGAGGGACAUGUGGACUCUGGUGGUGAAAAAAGGAGGCCAGGUGUAUGGAGAAAAGCACACAAAGUCUCCCGCUCUGUCAACCUGGGGAGACCCGGUGCUUCUAAAGACUGAGGUGCAGCUCACCGCUUCUGAAGAGGCGGAGUGCCACUGGCCAGACAACGAGCUCAACAGGAGGAGGAAGCUCUUUUGCAGCAAAGUGGAAGGAUACGGGAGCAUCUGCAGCUGCAAAGACCCGGCGACCAUCGAGUUCAACCCCGACCCUCUACCCAACAACAAUGUCUUGAAUGUCCCUGUGGCUGUGAUAGCAGGGAACAGACCAAACUAUCUUUACAGGAUGCUGAGGUCUCUUCUUUCAGCUCAUGGCGUCAACCCUCAGAUGAUCACUGUCUUCAUCGAUGGAUAUUAUGAGGAGCCGAUGGAUGUCGUAGAGCUUUUUGGACUGAAGGGAGUUCAGCACACACCCAUCAGCAUAAAGAAUGCCAGAGUGUCCCAACACUAUAAGGCGAGUCUAACUGCAACCUUUAACCUUCACCCAGAGGCCAACUUUGCCAUCGUCAUAGAAGAAGACUUGGAUAUCUCCAUCGACUUCUUUGGGUUCCUGAGUCAGACCCUGCACCUGUUGGAGGAGGACGACAGCUUGUACUGUAUUUCAGCCUGGAACGACCAGGGCUAUGAGCACACUGCAGAAGACCCGGCCCUGCUGUACAGAGUGGAGAGUAUGCCCGGUCUGGGCUGGGUGCUGAAGAAGAGCCUCUACAAGGACGAACUGGAGCCAAAGUGGCCGACGCCUGAGAAGCUGUGGGACUGGGACAUGUGGAUGCGAAUGCCCGAGCAGAGGAAAGGCAGAGAGUGCGUCAUCCCCGACGUGUCCCGCUCGUACCAUUUUGGCAUCAUCGGCCUUAACAUGAACGGCUAUUUUCAUGAGGUAUAUUUCAAGAAACAUAGGUUCAACACAGUUCCCAAUGUGCAGCUGACAAAUGUUGACAGUUUAAAGCAGGAUGCUUAUGAAGUGGAAAUCCAAAACCUGUUGAAGGAAGCGGAGGUACUGGACCACACAAAGAACCCGUGUGAGGACUCGUUCCUGCCGGACACGGAAGGAAAGACCUACGUCAUGUUCAUUAAGAUGGAGACGGAGAUGGACACUUCCACCUGGACAGAGCUCGCCAAGUGCCUCCAUGUUUGGGACCUUGAUGUUCGGGGAUACCACCGAGGCCUGUGGCGGCUUUUCAGAAAAAGGAAUCACGUCCUGGUGGUGGCCGCGCCAAUCUCUCCAUACUCCGUGAAAAAACCAGCCAGUGUUACUCCCAUUCACUUAGAGCCUCUGCCCAAAGAAGAGGGAGCCCCGGUGGAGCAGAUGUAGACCUGAUGUUACACACACACACACACACACACACACACACACACACUUCAACCAGGCCUUCACUCUUCUUCACCAACAACCACUUCAUAUCAUAAGGACAGCGUAAGCAGCGUUUGGACUUUCCCUUGAUUUGAACUUGUGGACAAGAGGAUACCUGUGAAAUGAAGUCCCGAUCAACACUACAAAAUGUGCUACUUUAUCCGUCCAACAGCUUGACACGGAGCAAUGAUGAACUAGUUUUGGUUAAACGUGAGUGACUGACUGAAACUUUAUGACUGUCAACGGCUGUGUUUUUUUUGUUUUUUUCUACCACAACUGUGGGCUGAUCUGCGAUCUCAAAAAUUUCAAUUCCACUUAACAAGAACUGCACCGAGGACAUAGACACACUGACGCUGCAAGAUGGAUCGUUUUUCUCAGUUAUUUGUGGUAACUACUGAGAGCUUUGUUCAUUUUUUAAAAAGUGUUUUAACUUAUCUCUAUUUAUUUUACAUGUAUCAAUCAAAACAGGCAUUCAAUGGUUUUAUGGCUUUUACGUUUUCUUUUAUUAGAACAAAAUUCCUCAAGAUCAGUGCAUUUUUAACAGAUGUUUACAGAUAAUAAAAUAAUGUACAUAUAAACCUAUAUUUUUUUUUGAUAAAUGUAAAGGGUCAGAAUAUUUUCCAGUGUUCAUACGAGUUCAUAAAAGCCCUGUGGGUUUUUGCUAUUACUCGAAAUUGGCUGAAAGAAGAUAUUUAGCAACACACUCGAAUUUGAAACACACCAUGCUGACUUGAUUGUACCAUGCUUUUGUCUAAAGGCAUUUUUUAUAUUUGAUCAAAUCCGAUGAUUCACUAAUUUGAUAACUUUUUUUGUUUUUUUUAACAAUUUUUACCGCACACUUUCUUCUUAUUGUUUAUUUUAUUUUGUAUGAGAGGAAUUGAUUAUGCAGUUCUUCGCAUAUUUAAACCGUUUUCCCAAAUGUUAAUAAUCUUGUUUUCCCAAGACGAGAGAUCUGAAUCUCGUCAUUAUGAGAUACAAAGUCUCAGUUAAAAUCUAUACCUUAUUUUUCUUUGGGCUUUUCAUUAUGUUUGGUACAUUUGAGAUCAAACGACAAAAUAAGCUAUACGUUACCUUUACACCACUGCAGUGAAACAAAUGGAGUCAGAAAGGCGAUUAAAAUCAAAACACUGAGGCGUUUCUUAACACCUAAAUGUUUAAAAACACAAAUGUAGCUGUACGUUUUAAGUCAGCAUAUUUAUGGCAUCUUGAGCUGGUGUAAAACAAGUGCCUAAAAUAUCUAUUGGUGGUUGUAUGCUAUGAUAGCUGGAAGUUUGUCCCCAAACUGUUUGAUCCUACUUUCAAAUAUUCGGUCAACAGUUUUCUUGGAUUUCUAGCUGUUUACACUAUGAAACACUUGUUGACGCCCUUAAUGGCAUUGGUGUGUAAUUGGAAUUUGGUGGUUUCAUAAAAUAUGAUAUGUUCCCAACCAUUUCAAAUGAAAGGUGAGUCAUUUUAUUCAACAGGAUCUUCAUCCACCUUCUUCACUUUGACUUUGAAGAGGUUUGAAUCUCGCAUAACGCCGUACCGACUAAAUGAAUGAAUGAAUGUGUGAGACAUGUUUCAAUACUUCCAUCAUUAUUUGCAGUGGUUGAAUUUUAUUGUGAGUAAUUGUGUGCUAACAAAUUCCAUAUUUUCUAUCAGGAAAUCCUGUCAGACAGAACCACUUAUUCAGCAGUAAUACGGCCCGCCUCACUUUUGGUUUUAAGAAGUAAAAGUAAGAUUGUUUGAUUCCUAAUUCAAUGCUGCCUUUUUAUUAACCUGUAUUAUAUAUUAUAUUGGCAGUUUGUGCAAACAAAAUCAUUUUCUCCCCAUCUGCCGUUUUCUGUGUUUUGCUGUGAGAUAAUUUGGAAAAUAGUGAUUGUUUCUCUUUGAGGUCAUACCCAACUGUAUGUUUUAAUAAUUCAUACAGGAGGAAUUUCCAUUGGUGCAUAUUAUUGUUGGCAUAAACUCGGUGCUAUUGUUAUUCUUGGCUGUGGUUUUUGUACAUGUGUGGGCUCUUGCUGCCUGCAGAUUUCCCCAGAGGCUGCCUCCAGGCAGCAACGGGGCGAGAGGACCCAUGCGGCAAGGGAAAUGUAUGCAAAUCCUGUGGGCUCAUUGGAUUUCUGCAGCCAUUGCGGUCCACCAAGGACGAAUAUGGCUUUCUGUCCUUUUGAGGUCUGACUUUUAUCACCUGUGAUCAAAUAAAGCAGGAAACAUAUGGCUCUAAUCAAGGGCUGCUGCACAUAAAGUCCUAUUUUUGGAAUGCACCUUUGCCUGUAAAAUCUUUAAUCUUUUAAGACCUGAUGCUUGAGUUUUCUAUUUUGAAGAGGGUUUCUUUCCCACCUUGAAAGCAGCAUUUUGUUUUAAUUCUUUGAAAGUCAGCUUGAAACUUGAUUUUAGUACCGUGUCAGUUACCAUGUUGACAAAUACUAGUGUCAAAUUCAUGGUAUCAUUUGGUAAUUGCUGGCAGAGUUGUGCAAGUUAUACUGUAUGUCAUUGUAGUGUAAAGUGUAUUUUUAUAUCCUCUUCCCUUUCCUCUUUGACAAAUACUUAAAAAGUUAAAAGUC